Messenger RNA from Pezoporus flaviventris, 1537 nucleotides. Its product is annotated as D-serine dehydratase-like. The record is from RefSeq and is a predicted model, not a curated record. The transcript is spliced from 8 exons. Lineage: Eukaryota; Metazoa; Chordata; Aves; Psittaciformes; Psittacidae. The coding region runs from base 133 to 1284 and encodes 383 amino acids. Gene Ontology annotation, molecular function: D-serine ammonia-lyase activity. Gene Ontology annotation, biological process: D-serine catabolic process.
GGCCGGCAGCGACCUCUGUCCCCGGCCGAGGCUGGCUGCGGUGCCCGUGGCAUCACGUGGAGCGGGCACCAGCGGGGCCACCGAGCCACCGGAGCCGAGCCCGGAGCAGCCGCAGCGCCGGGUGGAGGAGGGAUGGACGGACGGAGAGACAGCACCAGCACGUGGCUGGGAGCCCCCCUGCAGCAGUUGCCCACCCCGGCGCUGACCCUGGACCAGGUGACGAUGCGGCGCAACGCCGAGCGCAUGCGGGAGCGCUGCCAGGCCCUGGGCCUGCGCCUGCGCCCCCACGUCAAGACCCACAAGACCCUCGAGGGUGCUGAGCUGGCCACCGGCGGCACGCGACGCGGCAUCGUGGUGUCCACCUUGGCCGAGGCCCAGUUCUUCGCAGCGGGGGGCUUCGAUGACAUCCUGUACGCUUACCCGCUGCCAGGGGGGCGGCUGGAGGAAUGUGCUGCCCUGGCCCAGCGCCUCGAGGCCUUCCAGCUCCUCCUUGACAGCCCCCAGGCCUUGGCCCUGCUGCGCCAGUGCCCGCUGCCCCCCGGCAAGCGCUGGCUCGUCUGGCUCAAGCUUGACUGUGGGAAUGGCCGGGUCGGUGUGCGCCCCACAGACCCCAGCGCCAUGGCCCUGGCCCGGGCCAUCGCCGAGGAGGCACCGGAGGAGGUGACACUGGUUGGGGUCUAUGCUCACUGUGGGAACACGUACGGCUGCUGCGACGUCCAGGCUGUCCAAGCCAUCUCCAGAGCCACCACCAGCGCCGUGCUCGACUUCGUCACCGCGCUGCGGCAGGCGGGGGUGCCGUGUCCCCAGGCCAGCAUUGGCUCCACACCAUCCUGCAGCCACCCGGUGCCAGAGAUGGCCCAGCUCACCGAGGUCCACCCAGGCAACUACCUCCUCUAUGACCUCCAGCAGACGCUGCUGGGCUCCUGUCUGCCGGAGGAGGUGGCCAUCCGCGUCCUCACCAGGGUCGUCGGUCACUACCCGCACCGCAACCAGCUGCUGGUGGACUGCGGGUGGGCCGCCCUCAGCCUCCAUGGCCGCGACCAGUCUCCUGCGGGCUGCGCCGCCAUCGAGGGGCACCCCGAGCUCCGGCUGGUGGGGCUGACGCAGGAGCACGGGCAGGUGGGAGCCGUCGAUGGACAGUUGGAUUUUGGGCGCUACCCGCUGGGCAGCAUCCUGGCUCUUAUCCCAUUCCAUGCCUGUGCCACCGCCGCCAUGCACCCGGUCUAUUACGUCCAUGCUGAGGGGAAGGUGGUGGAGCUCUGGCGCCCCGUCCGCGGCUGGUAGGGAGGAGAGUGGGGAGCUGAACCCACACCGAGACCCUGCGCCUAUGCCAGGAUGCUGCAUCCGUACCACAGCGCUGCACCCGCACCAGCAUCCUGCACCCGUGCCAAGGUCCUGCUACUCCCACACCGAUAUCCUGCACCCACACUGGGGUCCGGCAUCCACGUGUGGUGCUGCACCCACACAGAGCCCCUGCACCCACCCCAGGGUGCUGCACCCCAAUACCACAUCAAUAAAGCUGCUUUUCCCACUUCCA